This is a messenger RNA of Triticum dicoccoides, 1004 nucleotides long. Its product is annotated as chaperone protein DnaJ-like. The record is from RefSeq and is a predicted model, not a curated record. Gene Ontology annotation, molecular function: protein-folding chaperone binding; protein folding chaperone. Gene Ontology annotation, cellular component: cytoplasm; nucleus. The coding region runs from base 1 to 393 and encodes 130 amino acids. The transcript has 6 exons. NCBI's taxonomy places the organism in Eukaryota, Viridiplantae, Streptophyta, Magnoliopsida, Poales, Poaceae.
AUGAGGAGCAGCGAGGCCAUGGAGCUCCUGGGCUUCGCUCCCUACUCCCGCCCGUCCCCUUCCGAGGUUAAGGCUGCGUAUAGAAGAAUGGUCAUGGAGUCCCAUCCCGAUCGCGUCCCGAUGGAUCAGAAGCCUCAAGCCGAGUCAAAAUUCAAGCAGGUAGUAGAAGCAUAUUCUUGUUUGAAGGAUGGUCGAAGAUUUGGGAACAGAAUGGAAGUACAUGUAAUGAGGUCUGGUGUUCCAACGGGAUACAGAAGAUCAAACAAGAUAUUGGUUAAAGCCCCCUUUCUGCUCAUAAUUUGUGCCGCAGUUUCCUUUGGUUCCUACAGCGCUUCGAGGGCAUACCAGCGGCAAAAGGAUGUGUGUUCCUCUCAGAACCCUUUUCUUCCAUAAUGGAAACUCAUUGUACUGUCGAUAUCCAUAUAAGCUAAUAGAAGAGAAGAUCUGUGUGUUGCAAUUUGAGAUGCAAAACAAUCUCUCCACUGAAUAAAGGCACCAAUCACUGUUUGUGAUUUCAAAGAAAAGACACAUGCUUUGUAGAUGUUCAGUUUAGCUCUAGGGAGCAUAUGCUCCUGCGCGCCGCUUCCCUGAACGUUUUGUCCAGUGGACAAAAGAUGUCGUUAGUAAUGGAAAGGUUGCCAUCACUAUUAAUGAUGUUAUUGGCCCGUAUUUUGUUACCAGGAAGGGUUUGAGGCAAGGGGAUCCGUUUUCCCCCUUGCUUUUCAAUUUGGCGGCUGAUGUUCUUGCUACCCUGGUGCAAAGGGCGCAAGAACAAGGAUUUAUCAAGGGAGUGUUGUCUAGGUUGUAUUCAGGAGGUCUAAAUAUUUUGCAAUAUGCGGACGAUACUAUUUUCUGUUUUGAAGAUGACCUUGAGGGGGCUAGGAACCUCAAAAUUGUUAGAGUUAUAAUAUAAGUCAUGAACCCCUUUGUAUUUAUCACGUUGUAUAAGGGGUUUCCUGCAUAUGUUCCACACCUGUACAUGUAUAUAUAUAUCGGCCUAUGGC